Messenger RNA from Patiria miniata (bat star), 387 nucleotides. RefSeq lists its product as uncharacterized. The record is from RefSeq and is a predicted model, not a curated record. The coding region runs from base 1 to 387 and encodes 128 amino acids. The transcript has a single exon. NCBI's taxonomy places the organism in Eukaryota, Metazoa, Echinodermata, Asteroidea, Valvatida, Asterinidae.
AUGUAUCCUGAUCGCUUCACUGGGAUUGGUAAAUUCCCCGGUGAAUACCAUAUCACGCUACGAGAGGAUGCAUGUCCGGUCGUACAUCCUCCACGAAAGUACCCAAUCCAGAUCAAGGAGGAGCUUAAGACUGAACUGGACAGAAUGGAAAGCAUGAAUGUCAUUACCAAGGUCACGGAGCCCACAGACUGGGUUUCGUCACUGGCAUUCAGCAGAAAGCCCAACGGCAGUCUUCGCGUGUGCCUAGACCCGCAAGCACUGAACAAAGCCUCCAAGCGGACAUAUCACAAAACGCCAACACUGGAAGAAAUCACACAUCAGUUCAGUGGCGCUAAAGUGUUCAGCAAGCUGGAUGCACGAUGGGUACUGGAGCAUCGUGCUGGAUGA